AUGGCCGGGACGUCGCGGCGAUUGGUUGUGACCAAGCAGCCUCCAUCCGAGUUUUAUAAGGACGAAGGCGGACGCUCGAAUUACCUCACGACCGAGAUUUCACUGCUCGAGUUCAACAACAAGAAGGAGCUCGUGCGGUCGUCGUCGCGGUCGUUCACCCCGAUCCCUCUCCGCGUCAGCCUCUAUUACGAGUCGGGCAAACCUGUGGACGAGAGCGACCAAGACAUUUUCCGCUUUGUCGGCGACGAGUACGACGCGAUCGUGAUUCGCGACGACACGCGCAGUGCCACCAUUCACUUUCGGCUGGAAAAGGUGAGCCGGCGCAAGGACGGGCAGCGCUUCAAGCUCAAGAUUGAGCCCUACGUGGAGCAGUGCACUGUCCACUUGGACGACUUGGCGCCGGUGUUUACAACAGCGAUUUGUGUUCUCUCGAAGCGCAAAUACCCAAGUCAAGAUGCGUCGCACCGUGGCAAGAUGCUCAAGACGCUGCCCGAUGUUGUCGCGGACUCAGGCGGCGUUCGUGCGCAGCUGCAACACCUGCAACGCCAAAACGACCGCAUGUUGACACUUUUGGAAGCGCAGCACGAGAUGCUGCUGACUUUGACACGUCCACUGCCAAAGACGCUGGACCUCGACGCUCUCCUCAAAGCCGAAAACGCGGCCUUUCGAGACGCGAUCGACCCGACCGAGUCGGACCCCACGCUGCAUAACUUGACGCUGUCGUUUUAG
Saprolegnia diclina VS20 is the source of this 729-nucleotide messenger RNA. RefSeq lists its product as hypothetical. The transcript has 7 exons. Bases 1 to 729 code for a protein of 242 amino acids. The record is from RefSeq and is a predicted model, not a curated record. Lineage: Eukaryota; Oomycota; Saprolegniomycetes; Saprolegniales; Saprolegniaceae.